CCAAUUUCCCGCCCUUACGGUAACCUUUGACCUCCACUCCAAAACAAAAUGGCGACAAGUGAUACGUGCGGCGAGUGUUGCUCAUUCUUCUGCCAGCUGUUUUGAAAUCUGUCGUAACAAACGAUGACUUCUGUGGGCGGGUCCGGGCCGGGGACUUCUUCCAUGCUGUUGCGGCUCGCCACGGCCCUGUUUUACGGGUUUUCUUCCUUCAUGAUCGUCGUGGUCAACAAGAGCGUUCUGACGACCUACCAAUUUCCAAGUUUCCAGUUCUUGGGGCUUGGGCAGAUGGUGGCCACUAUUUUUGUCAUGUACAGUGCCAAGAAACUCAGUAUUGUCAAGUUCCCUGACUGGAACAGGGACAUUCCUAGAAAAGCCUUUCCACUGCCUCUUAUAUACAUCGGCAACUUAAUAUUUGGGCUGGGAAGCACAAAGAGAUUAAACCUGCCCAUGUUCACAGUCCUGCGUAGAUUCUCCAUCCUCUUCACCAUGAUUCUGGAGUAUGUGGUUCUAGGGCACCUUGCUUCCAGGAGAGUGCAGGCAAUAGUAAUACUGAUGGUAAUAGGAGCCAUUAUAGCUGCCUUAAACGACCUUGCCUUUGACCUCAGGGGUUACGUCUUCAUACUUCUCAACGAUCUCUUCACUGCCCUGAACGGCGUGUAUGUCAAGAAAAAGCUGGACUCCAAGGAUCAGGACCAGGAAAAUGUGCAAGAGGAGCUGGGAAAAUACGGACUACUUUUCUAUAAUGCCCUCUUCAUGCUGUUUCCAACAAUGGCCAUCUGUGUCAGCACUGGAGAUUUUGAGAAGGUGCUAGCGUUUCCAGGUUGGAGUGAGCCGCUGUUCGUCCUACAGUUCUUCAUGUCCUGCUUCAUGGGGUUCAUUCUGAUGUACUCCACUAUCCUGUGUACAGGCCACAACUCUGCGUUAACAACAACAAUAGUUGGCACAAUUAAGAACAUUUUGAUAACAUAUCUAGGAAUGGUGUUUGGUGGUGACUACAUUUUCAGCUGGUCCAAUUUUGUAGGACUCAACAUCAGUGCAUUAUCUGGUAUUACUUAUUCCUACAUCACCAUAACUGAGAUGCAGAAAUCAGCUCGCGGAGGAUAGUUGCUUCUUUGCUGCACCGUAGACGAGUGUGUUAUGCAGCCUGUGCUACACCUUCAUCAGCCUCACAGACCCCUUCACCAGGAGAUCCCCCAGUUUUACUUCUUCAGGACACAGUGCUGAUCAUCCCAACCUCAGAGUACAGAUCUUAUAACAUGUAGCAUCAUAGGAUAUUGCAGGAGAUUUUUUUUAGGCCUACGGCUGACCAAGAAGGCUAUAUAACCUCUUUAGUCUGACAGACCAGGGUUUAACAAGUUUACUAAAAUUUCUUGUACCUGAAAAAUUUUCUAGUCUGAACCAACUUUUCACUUUCCUAAAAUUUGAAUAACAUUUUUCAAACUGGGGCCCGUCAGCUUUCAGGACCGAAAAAGUAUUAUAUAAAAGACACCAAACUAUAAAAGACGUAAAGAGAAAAGUCAUGAGCAUUAUUUGUUUAUAUUUUUACGUAUACAAUCUAUUUUUUGUUUCCACAAACAGCCUGGCUGGG
This is a messenger RNA of Branchiostoma floridae (Florida lancelet), 1588 nucleotides long. Its product is annotated as UDP-N-acetylglucosamine/UDP-glucose/GDP-mannose transporter-like. NCBI's taxonomy places the organism in Eukaryota, Metazoa, Chordata, Leptocardii, Amphioxiformes, Branchiostomatidae. Gene Ontology annotation, molecular function: GDP-fucose transmembrane transporter activity; antiporter activity. Gene Ontology annotation, cellular component: Golgi apparatus. The transcript has 14 exons. The coding region runs from base 124 to 1104 and encodes 326 amino acids. The record is from RefSeq and is a predicted model, not a curated record.